Pecten maximus is the source of this 1269-nucleotide messenger RNA. Its product is annotated as keratin-associated protein 10-6-like. The transcript has a single exon. NCBI's taxonomy places the organism in Eukaryota, Metazoa, Mollusca, Bivalvia, Pectinida, Pectinidae. The coding region runs from base 1 to 1269 and encodes 422 amino acids. The record is from RefSeq and is a predicted model, not a curated record.
AUGGAAUGUUGUAUCAGUUAUGAUGUAGUGAGUGAUGAAUGUUGUAUCAGUUAUGAUGAAAUGAGUGAUGAAUGUUGUAUCAGUUAUGAUGUAAUGAGUGAUGAAUGUUGUAUCAGUUAUGAUGUAACGAGUGAUGAAUGUUGUAUCAGUUAUGAUGUAAUGAGUGAUGAAUGUUGUAUCAGUUAUGAUGUAAUGAGUGAUGAAUGUUGUAUCAGUUAUGGUGUAAUGAGUGAUGAAUGUUGUAUCAGUUAUGAUGUAAUGAGUGAUGAAUGUUGUAUCAGUUAUGAUGUAAUGAGUGAUGAAUGUUGUAUCAGUUAUGGUGUAAUGAGUGAUGAAUGUUGUAUCAGUUAUGAUGUAAUGAGUCACGAAUGUUGUAUCAGUUAUGAUGUAAUGAGUGAUGAAUGUUGUAUCAGUUAUGAUGAAAUGAGUGAUGCAUGUUGUAUCAGUUAUGAUGUAGUGAGUGAUGAAUGUUGUAUCAGUUAUGAUGAAAUGAGUGAUGAAUAUUGUAUCAGUUAUGAUGUAAUGAGUGAUGAAUGUUGUAUCAGUUAUGAUGUAAUGAGUGAUGAAUGUUGUAUCAGUUAUGAUGAAAUGAGUGAUGCAUGUUGUAUCAGUUAUGAUGUAGUGAGUGGUGAAUGUUGUAUCAGUUAUGAUGAAAUGAGUGAUGCAUGUUGUAUCAGUUAUGAUGUAAUGAGUGAUGAAUGUUGUAUCAGUUAUGAUGAAAUGAGUGAUGCAUGUUGUAUCAGUUAUGGUACAGUGAGUGAUGAAUGUUGUAUCAGUUAUGGUACAGUGAGUGAUGAAUGUUGUAUCAGUUAUGAUGAAAUGAGUGAUGAAUGUUGUAUCAGUUAUGGUACAGUGAGUGAUGAAUGUUGUAUCAGUUAUGGUACAGUGAGUGAUGAAUGUUGUAUCAGUUAUGAUGUAAUGAGUGAUGAAUGUUGUAUCAGUUAUGAUGUAAUGAGUGAUGAAUGUUGUAUCAGUUAUGGUACAAUGAGUGAUGAAUGUUGUAUCAGUUAUGGUACAAUGAGUGAUGAAUGUUGUAUCAGUUAUGAUGAAAUGAGUCAUGAAUGUUGUAUCAGUUAUGAUGUAAUGAGUGAUGAAUGUUGUAUCAGUUAUGGUACAAUGAGUGAUGAAUGUUGUAUCAGUUAUGAUGUAAUGAGUGAUGAAUGUUGUAUCAGUUAUGGUACAAUGAGUGAUGAAUGUUGUAUCAGUUAUGAUGAAAUGAGUCAUGAAUGUUGUAUCAGUUAUGGUAUAAAAUAUAUGUAUCACGAAUAA